AUGGAUCUCGCUCGGAAGCUGUAUCCUGAUGAAGACCACCUCUUCGUCCUGGACAAUGCCUCGACACAUCUCAAGCGAGCAGACGAUGCGAUCUCGGCACGGAGGAUGCCCAAGGGCCCGAGCCCUGCACGAGCGGGCAACGAGAGGUUCGGUGUCGAUGUCAAGGUCAAUGAUCAAAACGGCAACCUUGUAUAUGGCCCGAACGGAAAGCCGCUGAAGCAGUGCAUGAAGAUGAGUGACGUGAUGUUCCAAGAUGGGACAUCGCAGAGCCUAUACUAUCCCGACGUCUAUCCUCAGCACCCCGAUCUCGCAGGGAAGUUCAAGGGCAUGGCCCAGAUUCUUAUCGAGCGCUAUCCAGGCAAGGAAGCUUCGAUCCGGAAGCUCAAGGCCCAGUGUGAGGGCUUCAAGUGCACGAAGGGGCACAGUGAUUGCUGCUGUCGCCGGAUGUUGUUCUCCGAGAAAGACUUUGUGUUGAGCAGACUUGGUCACACGUAG
Molecule: messenger RNA, 495 nt
Organism: Fomitopsis serialis
Lineage: Eukaryota; Fungi; Basidiomycota; Agaricomycetes; Polyporales; Fomitopsidaceae
Exons: 1
Coding region: 1-495 (164 amino acids)
Source: RefSeq, a predicted model, not a curated record